Molecule: messenger RNA, 1408 nt
Organism: Pocillopora verrucosa
Lineage: Eukaryota; Metazoa; Cnidaria; Anthozoa; Scleractinia; Pocilloporidae
Product: beta-4C adrenergic receptor-like
Biological process (GO): G protein-coupled receptor signaling pathway
Cellular component (GO): membrane
Molecular function (GO): G protein-coupled receptor activity
Source: RefSeq, a predicted model, not a curated record
CACCGCUUGUAAACAUCGUAUUUGGCGGGUUUUGCUCUGUCGAGUUCCGCACUUUCUUAGGUUUGGUGCGCCUUUGGUUUUGGUUAGCUUUCGCGUUUUUUGUUGAGGUUUUAUACAAUACCUGUACUAUGGAACUCCCUUUUCGCAACUCUGGCCUAACUGCCUUCCAAUCCACCUCACUUUUGUUAAUCGAUAUCAUUGCCGUCGGAGGAAACGCUUUUAUUUGCAUGGCAACUGCACGAAAUCCCAGCCUUCGCACGAGCACAAACUUGUGGGUGACCGCAUUGGCUAUUGCGGACUUGAUCCGUUCUUGUGUCGCUGCACCUCUGACAGUGGCAACUUUAAUUUGUGGUCGCUGGAAUUAUGGAUCCGGUGGUUGUAUCAUUCAAGGAUUUUUCACGUACUAUCUAACCCUGGUCUCCCUCCUUACAAUGGCGUUCAUGGCCGUCAACAGGUACUGCAGAGUGGUUAAACCGUCUCUCUAUUUGAAGAUUUUCACUAGAAAGCGAUGCGUCACAGCUCUGAUAUUCCUGUGGACACUAAUGGCUUUGACAGUGUCAUUUCCUGUGCUGGUUGGAUGGGCAGAAUUUGCUUUUCACGGUGGUUACGCAGCUUGCGUUUUGCAUUUCCAUAAACCAAGUCUCACUGUGAUAUUUUUAACUUUGGACGCCGGCCUUAUUUUACUUCCAUGCACUCUUACAAUCGCCGGUUGCUACUUCAAAGUAUCACGAGCAGUACGUGAACAUAACGAUCAGGUCGUAUCAUCUCUCCAGGGAACCUUAAAGUCGAACUCCCAACUUAUAAACCGAGCGGGCGUCGAGGAAAUUCGCGUCACGAAAACACUUUUCUUACUAGUUUCAACGUUUACUCUUUGCUGGAUUCCAGCCUAUGUAAUCGGGUUUUUAAGCCGUGGCAAUUUGGUUUACAUCUCGCCUCAAGGUGCCCUUGCUGUUACAUUUCUUGUGGGUCUGAACUCCGCUUGUAACCCCUUUAUAUACGGCUACAUGAAUCGUUCGUUUCGAGUCGAGCUUUGGAAGCUUAUCCCUUGUAAAAGGAACGAAAACCAAGUUGUUCCGCACGUUCAUUCGAAGGACACUUCACCGCAGUCUUACACAAAGAGCCUUGCUGUCGUUGUAUCUACUUAGAGCUUAAAAAUGAUAUUCCCAGAAACACAUUCAAACGAUGAAAACUAGAGAUGAAAUCUGCUGAUCAUGAUAUUGCUGUCAUAUGGCUCAACAUUCAAUGUAGUGUAGAGAAAACUAGUUAACACAACCAAACAAGGCGUCUAACAGACGAUUCUCAAGAGGAAAUGCCACACAGAGAAACAAAACUUUACAGAUGUUCGCAGCUGUAAAAUGUGUCCUUUGCUAUCGUUACUAGUUGCAUUUGCCGCACUCGUUGCCUUAGA